CUUGUAACCUGCUCACAAUGGCCUCGUUUUCAUUCAAGUUUACUCUGCUAAGCCUUCUGGCUAUCUUCGCCAAUUCUUGGAUGGCCAUAGCACGAGAUCCGGAUACUUUAACAGAUUUCAUAGUGCCAUCAAAUCUGACUGGAAGUGAGAUCACCAGUGACUUCUUUACCUACCAUCUUAACACAACUGGAAACGGAGGUCCAGACGCACGAGAAACCGAUGUCACAAUGGAUGAGUUCCCAGCUCUUAAUGGCCAAGGUGUUUCACUUGCUGUUUAUACUUUCCCUCCACUUAGCGCAUAUCCAACUCAUAUUCAUCCUCGUGCUUCUGAGCUAUUUCUUGUCACCAAAGGCAAGGUUGAGGUUGGUCUUGUGGAUACCGCUAACAAGCUCUACACAAAACCCCUUCAAGCUGGGGAUGUGUUUCUGUUCCCAAAGGGACUAGUACACUAUCAGUACAAUGCUCUUGCUAGAGCAUCAGCGUCAGCUGUUUCUUUCUUUGGUAGUGCCAGUCCUGGAGAAGUUUCACUUCCUACAACUUUGUUUGCAACUGGUAUUGAUGAUGCAAUUCUCGCAAAGAUAUUCAAGACUGAUGUUCCUACCAUUCAGAAACUCAAGAGUGGUCUUGCAACACCCAGGUUUUAGCUUAACUCGAUGCUGAAUUUGAUCCUUGCAGCCCCUUAGUACUAAAAUAUAGUAAAUAAAUUCCCAAUAUAAAUGUUGGGAUCCUGUCAUAUCUCAUAGGUCAGAUCCUAUGCGUAAGAAUUUGUCAUGAAUUUGACUACAACACGACUGUUUUUAAU
Coffea eugenioides is the source of this 802-nucleotide messenger RNA. RefSeq names its product putative germin-like protein 9-2. The transcript has a single exon. The coding region runs from base 18 to 644 and encodes 208 amino acids. Gene Ontology annotation, molecular function: manganese ion binding. Gene Ontology annotation, cellular component: cell wall. The record is from RefSeq and is a predicted model, not a curated record. Lineage: Eukaryota; Viridiplantae; Streptophyta; Magnoliopsida; Gentianales; Rubiaceae.